This is a messenger RNA of Dermacentor andersoni, 2030 nucleotides long. NCBI's taxonomy places the organism in Eukaryota, Metazoa, Arthropoda, Arachnida, Ixodida, Ixodidae. The record is from RefSeq and is a predicted model, not a curated record.
UUGACUGACUGUGGGAGUGAUUUAGGCUUUUACUGAAUAAGUUUGAGAGCGGCGGCGUAAGGAGAGGUCAGAGAAGCAGAGAUCUUCUUUUUUCAUACAUCCGAAAAUGUUAUUCACGUCGGCCCAGUGGUUGCUAGCGAGAGCGUUCAUUGCGCGCUACGAGUUGGCACGUGAGAAAAGGCGCAGGAAACACGGGCCAUCGUGGAAUUCACACGCUGGUUGCCUUAGCGCAUUUUGGUAACUGUCCGCGCAAAAAGGAGAAAAUACUUCGAUAUCAGUGACAUAUAACACAUAACCUAUACACCCGCGCUGCUCUUAGGACAGGAGAUCAAGAAAGAAAAUGGCCUACAGUUUCUCCGCUAGUUGGAGACCCUUUCCCGCCAAAUAAAAUAACGUUCUCCCAAGAUACCUAUGUUUCUCGAUUGAUUUGGCGUUCCCUCUUUGCUGUGCCCGUUAAAAAUUGGAUAACCGGUCCUUCAAUACUUUUCUCCUUCUGUGCUCCGGCACUGCCAUGAGCAGCCAAACGAGGGGUUCCAGGGGACGCCUCUUGAGUCGUGGUACGAGUCUGGGAUCCUGAGCAAGAGCGCCUACCCCAUCGAGCACCUGGCCGAUGCUCUCAGGCUGGCGGUGUUGUACAAGCAAGGUGGCGUGUACCUCGACAUCGACGUCAUCGUGAUGCGAUCCCUGGACUCGCUGCCACCUUGCGUCUGCCAGUCGCCUGUGGAGAAUGGCGACAUGGUGAGCAACGGCUUCUUGGCCUUUCGCCGAGGUGAUCCCUUUCUGCUGUACCUGAUGCAACGCGUAUGCGAGGUGUACAGGCCGAAAGAGUGGAGCUCCAUUGGACCCAAGCUGCUGCGUCGGGUAACACUGGCUCGAUGCGGGGCCCGACAGGUGCAAGCGCUGCUCGGACGCCGAUGUGGUGGCGACACGGGCUUCACGGUGAUGCCCCACUGGAUGUUCCUGCCAGUGCCUUACGACCGGUGGCAAUCGUUCUUCGUCGCCAAUGCUAGUCGUGAGGCCUGGCUCAUGUCCUCCGCGAGCUACGUCAUGCACGUCUACAACAAGAUGAGCUCGAAAGCGCCUGCAGUGCCUGGCUCCGCAUACAGGCAGGCGGCCGAGAUCUACUGCCCAGACAGUUUACGGCUGUCGUUGCAAAUCCAGGGCACCUUCUGACAUUGUUAUCUGGGAACUGGAAUUUAGCGUUUUGUAUGCGCCAUGACCUGCAGGACCAUGGGAAAGUGGCGGAGGGCUCUGCGCAGGUCAUAGUUUCAUACAAACUUACUAACCUGGGGAAAAGUGGCUCUGCAAUCGCCCCUCCACCAUAGAAAUAUUUAUUUAUUAUUUAUUUAUUAGUACUGCAAUCCCCUCUUUAAGAAUUUUAGCAGGUUACGUAUUACGCAAAUGCAAUCAUAAGCCAAAUAUGCCCAAACGAACAAACAAUAUAACUUACAAUAAGCAUGGCUAAUGACACCAUAACAUACCGUUUAAGGCAAAUAGUCUAAACUCAAUACAAAUUAUGUUAGUGUGGACUCCAUUACUGCGCUAUCAUCAUCAGACUAUCUUUAUGUCCAUCGGCAGGACGAAGGCGACUUCCAGCGAUCCCUGUGUUGCGUCCCCUGUCCUGCGCUAACUGAUUACAACUUGCGCCUGCAAGUUUCCUCAUCACGCCACCUAGUUUUCUGCCUUCCUCGACUGAGCUUCCCUGUCCUGGCACCUAUAUUCUGUAAUUCUAAUGGUGCUACGGUCAUCUGCCCUGCGCAUUACAUGUUCUGCCUAGCUCCAUACCUAAAAAAAAAGAAGAGAAACCACACACAGCGCACAAGAGAGGACAACGGGACAGAACGCCACUCACAACUACUCUUUGUCGCCAUCGAAAUAUCCCAUCUGUUCCUGUGCUUGUUACAUCAGGGGUCCCACAGGGUUCAGUAAUGGGUCCGCUGUUAUUUUUGAUUUUUAUCAAUUGCAUUACAAAUAACAUUGACUGUAAUAUUAAACUCUUUGCAGACGACUGCAUAAUAUAUGGAGAAAUA